This is a messenger RNA of Aureobasidium melanogenum CBS 110374, 1299 nucleotides long. Its product is annotated as FAD/NAD(P)-binding domain-containing protein. Gene Ontology annotation, biological process: secondary metabolite biosynthetic process. Lineage: Eukaryota; Fungi; Ascomycota; Dothideomycetes; Dothideales; Saccotheciaceae. The transcript is spliced from 5 exons. The record is from RefSeq and is a predicted model, not a curated record. Bases 1 to 1299 code for a protein of 432 amino acids. Gene Ontology annotation, molecular function: monooxygenase activity; FAD binding.
AUGCCCGCAACUUCCUCAUCCCUCGACAUUAUCGUGAUUGGAGCUGGCCUCGGUGGCUUGGCUGCCGCCAUCUCCUGUGCCCUCGGCGGCCACAAUGUAACAGUCCUGGAACAAGCAAGAGAAUUGGCGGAAAUCGGAGCAGGCCUACAAAUUACACCAAACGCGUCGAGAUUGUUCCAACAAUGGGGGAUUGAUAGAGUUCUGGAGCCGUUGGCUGCCGAACCGACCUUCCUGGCUGUGCACAGAUAUUCUGACGGAAAAGUACUUGCCUUGCAGCAGAAUUUUGACAAGAAGAUACGAGCUAAGUACGGGGCUCCAUUCUGGGACUUACACCGUGUGGACUUGCAGAAGACGCUUGCACAAAGGGCGAAGGAUUUAGGCGUCAAGCUGAGGCUAAACUCCAAGGUCACCAGUGUGGACUUUGAGAACUCGACAUUACACCUGGACGACGGUACCACAUACCAGGCAGACCUUUUGGUCGGUGCCGAUGGAUUAUGGUCCAAGUGUAGAGCGCAUUUCCUGAAGCAGUCUGGCAAAGAAGACGCUCCGCUUCCGACCGGGGAUCUGGCAUACCGCAUUGUCCUUAACCUGGAUGAUCUUCAAGAUCCCGAGCUCCGGCAAUGGGUGUCAAAACCGGCAUGCCACUUCUGGGUUGGUCCUGGAGCGCAUGUUGUAGCGUAUUCUGUUCGUGGUGGUAAGCAGUACAAUAUUGUACUUCUUGUGCCCGAUAAUCUUCCUCCGGAUGUGUCGAGAUCUUCCGGAGACAUUAGUGAGAUGAGGGAGAUCUUCACCAAAUGGGACCCCAUCCUCAAUCGUUUCCUUGACAAUGUCAAGUCCGUCGACAAAUGGAAGUUGAUGCACCGUCCAGAGUUAGAUAGCUGGGUCAGCAAGAAGAGUAAUUUCGUCUUCCUUGGAGAUUCUUGCCAUCCCAUGCUACCCUACCUAGCUCAAGGUGCAAACUCGUCGCUAGAGGAUGGCGCCGUCCUCGGAAACCUGCUCGCUGUAGUGAAGAGUAAAGAGCAACUACCCGAGGCGUUGCGUCUGUACGAGAACCUGAGAAAGAAGCGUGGUGAAGCCAUUGUUCGCGAGACCUUUGCCCAAAGGAAUGACUUCCACAUGAUGGAUGGAGAAGAGCAACGAGCGCGCGACGAGCUGUUCGCGAGUCAACUGGGCAAGGAAGAGCCCGAGGUCAAGUUCCCGAGUCGUUGGACUUGCCCAGUGGUACAGCCAUGGCUCUACGGCUAUGAUGCAAGGAAAGAGGUAGACGAUGCCUUGAAAGGAUCAUCACUGGCUCAGUAA